Euleptes europaea (tarantolino) is the source of this 3963-nucleotide messenger RNA. RefSeq names its product collagen type XI alpha 1 chain (gene COL11A1). The transcript has 56 exons. Lineage: Eukaryota; Metazoa; Chordata; Lepidosauria; Squamata; Sphaerodactylidae. The record is from RefSeq and is a predicted model, not a curated record. The coding region runs from base 98 to 3940 and encodes 1280 amino acids. Gene Ontology annotation, molecular function: extracellular matrix structural constituent.
GUUGUUGUUCCGUUUUAGUGGAGGUGGUGAGAAGGGUCCACCAAUCUCUGCUCAAGAGGCUCAAGCACAAGCCAUUCUUCAGCAAGCCAGGAUUGCUAUGAGAGGGCCACCCGGACCUAUGGGACUCACUGGAAGACCAGGUCCUGUGGGUGGUCCUGGAGCUUCAGGUGCCAAAGGGGAUGGUGGAGACCCAGGUCCCCAGGGCCCUCGAGGUAUACAAGGUCCAGCUGGUCUUCCUGGAAAACCUGGCAAACGAGGUCGUCCAGGUGCUGAUGGUGCUAGAGGGAUGCCAGGGGAACCUGGUUCUAAGGGUGACAGAGGUUUUGAUGGCCUUCCUGGUUUACCUGGUGAUAAAGGUAACAGGGGAGAUCGAGGACCACAAGGAUCUCCUGGUGCUCCUGGUGAAGAUGGAAUGAGAGGAGAAGACGGAGAGGUUGGACCAAGAGGCCUCCCAGGUGAAGCUGGUCAGCGAGGAUUACUGGGCCCAAGAGGGUCACCCGGCCCCCCAGGACAACCUGGAAUUGCAGGUGUUGAUGGCCCACAGGGUCCCAAAGGAAACUUGGGCCCUCAAGGGGAACCAGGACCUCCCGGCCAACAAGGGAUCCCAGGUCCACAAGGGCUUCCAGGUCCACAAGGUCCAAUUGGAGUUCCUGGUGAAAAAGGACCACAGGGCAAGUCAGGCCUUGCUGGACUUCCUGGUGCAGAUGGACCUCCUGGUCACCCAGGCAAAGAAGGCCAGUCUGGAGAGAAAGGUGCCUUGGGGCCUCCGGGGCCUCAAGGUCCAAUUGGUUAUCCUGGUCCUCGUGGUGUGAAGGGUGCGGAUGGUGUUCGUGGUCUAAAGGGUGGAAAAGGAGAAAAGGGUGAAGAUGGUUUUCCUGGGUUUAAAGGUGAUAUGGGACUUAAGGGUGACAGAGGUGAAGUUGGUCCCCUUGGUCCUCGAGGAGAAGAUGGUCCUGAGGGUCCCAAAGGCCGUGCAGGCCCAACAGGAGACUCAGGUGGGCCUGGUGCAGCUGGGGAAAAGGGUAAACUUGGUGUUCCAGGAUUGCCAGGAUACCCAGGAAGGCAAGGACCAAAGGGCUCCACUGGUUUCCCUGGAUUCCCAGGUGCCAACGGAGAGAAAGGUGCAAGGGGCUUGCAUGGCAAACCAGGCCCACGGGGACAACGAGGACCGACAGGGCCACGUGGGUCAAGAGGCCCGAGAGGUCCAACUGGAAAACCUGGCCCGAAGGGCACUUCAGGAAAUGAUGGACCGCCUGGCCCACCUGGCGAAAGGGGACCGCAGGGGCCACAGGGGCCGGUUGGCUUUCCUGGACCAAAAGGACCUCCUGGUCCUCCUGGGAAGGAUGGUUUGCCUGGACAUCCAGGACAGCGAGGAGAAACUGGAUUCCAAGGCAAAACUGGCCCACCAGGCCCUGGCGGAGUUGUUGGACCUCAGGGCCCCACUGGAGAGACUGGCCCGAUUGGUGAAAGAGGCCACCCUGGACCUCCAGGCCCUCCAGGUGAACAAGGCCUUCCAGGUGCUGCGGGGAAAGAAGGUGCUAAGGGGGAUCCAGGUCCUCAAGGUAUUUCUGGAAAAGAUGGACCACCAGGACUUCGUGGUUUCCCAGGAGAAAGAGGACUACCAGGGGCUCAGGGUGCAGCCGGCCUGAAAGGAGGAGAAGGUCCCCAAGGUCCCCCUGGUCCUGUUGGUUCGCCGGGUGAACGUGGCCCAGCAGGAACAGCUGGCCCAAUUGGUUUGCCAGGACGUCCUGGCCCUCAAGGUCCCCCUGGGCCAGCAGGAGAAAAGGGAGCUCCGGGUGAGAAAGGCCCUCAAGGCCCAGCUGGACGUGAUGGAGUACAGGGCCCUGUAGGUCUCCCUGGUCCUACUGGUCCAGCCGGGUCUCCUGGAGAAGAUGGUGACAAGGGUGAAAUUGGUGAGCCAGGUCAGAAAGGGAGUAAAGGUGACAAGGGGGAAAAUGGUCCUGCUGGACCGCCAGGUCUUCAAGGUCCUGUUGGCGCUCCCGGUAUAGCUGGGGGUGAUGGAGAGCCUGGUCCAAGAGGACAGCAAGGGAUGUUUGGGCAGAAAGGGGAUGAGGGUCCACGAGGCUUCCCAGGUCCCCCUGGACCCAUUGGUCUCCAGGGUCUACCUGGUCCACCAGGUGAGAAAGGUGAAAACGGAGAUGUUGGUCCAAUGGGCCCACCUGGACCCCCUGGCCCAAGAGGCCCUCAAGGACCAAAUGGAGCUGAUGGUCCUCAAGGUCCUACUGGUUCAGUUGGCUCUGUUGGAGGUGUUGGUGAGAAGGGUGAACCUGGAGAAGCUGGUAACCCCGGGCCUCCUGGAGAAGCUGGCACCGGUGGUCCAAAAGGAGAAAGGGGUGAAAAAGGUGAAGCUGGGCCACCAGGAGCAGCUGGACCUCCUGGUAUUAAAGGACCUCCAGGUGAUGAUGGACCGAAGGGCAAUCCAGGUCCUGUUGGCUUCCCCGGUGACCCUGGUCCUCCUGGUGAACCUGGGCCUUCUGGCACUGAUGGUACAGGAGGAGAGAAAGGUGAAGAUGGUGACCCAGGCCAACCUGGUCCCCCAGGUCCUUCAGGUGAAGCAGGCCCUCCUGGACCCCCUGGAAAGAGAGGACCUCCAGGGGCAGCUGGGGCAGAAGGAAGGCAAGGAGAAAAAGGUGCAAAGGGUGAGCCUGGUGCAGAAGGUGCUCCAGGGAAAACAGGCCCAGUUGGACCUCAGGGUCCUGCAGGGAAACCUGGCCCAGAGGGACUUCGGGGUAUUCCUGGACCUGUGGGUGAACAAGGUCUGCCUGGAACACCAGGUCAAGAUGGCCCACCAGGUCCUAUGGGUCCACCUGGCUUGCCUGGGCUAAAAGGUGACCCAGGUUCCAAAGGUGAAAAGGGACAUCCUGGUUUGAUUGGCCUGAUUGGACCUCCAGGAGAGCAGGGGGAAAAGGGUGACAGGGGUCUUCCAGGCACACAGGGUACCCCUGGGGCAAAAGGAGAUGCAGGAAUUCCUGGUCCUGCUGGCCCUGUUGGUCCUCCUGGGCCACCUGGUUUGCCGGGUCCUCAAGGUCCAAAAGGUUCUAAAGGUUCAACCGGUCCUAGUGGUCAGAAGGGUGAUGGUGGUUUACCAGGAUCCCCUGGGCCUCCUGGCCCUCCAGGUGAAGUCAUUCAACCUUUGCCAAUCCAGUCACCCAAAAAGAUCAGGAGAUCUUCAGAUGCCAUGCAAGCAGAUGCAGCUGAUACUAUCCUCGAUUACAUGGAUGGCAUGGAAGAGAUUUUUGGUUCACUGAACUCUUUGAAGCAAGAUAUUGAGCAUAUGAAAUAUCCAAUGGGGACUCAAAACAACCCAGCCCGAACAUGCAAGGAUCUACAACUUUGUCACCCAGACUUCCCAGAUGGAGAAUAUUGGAUUGAUCCAAACCAGGGUUGUUCUGGAGACUCUUUCAAAGUGUACUGUAAUUUCACAGCAGGUGGAGAAACGUGCAUCUAUCCCGAUAAGAAAUCAGAAGGAGUAAGAAUUUCAUCGUGGCCAAAGGAAAAUCCAGGAACCUGGUUUAGUGAAUUUAAGCGAGGCAAGCUGCUCUCGUAUGUGGAUGGUGAAGGCAAUUCUAUUAAUAUGGUCCAAAUGACAUUCCUUAAACUACUGAGUGCCUCCGCCCGACAGAACUUCACUUACAACUGUCAUCAGUCCGUGGCCUGGCAUGACACUUCUUCUGACAGCUAUGACAAAGCACUAAGGUUCUUAGGCUCAAACGAUGAAGAGAUGUCUUAUGACAACAAUCCUUACAUCAAAGCCCUGCAUGACGGCUGUGCAUCAAGAAAAGGCUAUGCAAAAACUGUUGUUGAAAUUAAUACUCCCAAAAUUGACCAAGUGCCUGUUGUUGACGUGAUGAUCAAUGACUUUGGUGAUCAGAAUCAGAAGUUUGGGUUUGAAGUUGGUCCCGUCUGUUUCCUUGGUUAAUCUGAGAGCAAAGAGAAGAUGAU